CCCGGCGUGGUCGAGGGCGCGCGGGCCCGGGCCGGGGGUGGGGUCGCCGCGGGCUCGGCCCCCUCAGUUCCCGCGCUCGGGCCCUGCCGGGACCCAGGAAGUGGCCCUAGGCCGCGGCCCUCGCUCCGCCUCCUCCCGCCCGCGUUUAUCACCUGCUGGCCCGGCGCGCGCGGGCGGGGGAGGAGGGCCGAGGGGGAGCGCGCGGGCGGCCAGGCGCCGGGUCGCCGGAGGUGAAGCGCGGCGAGGAUGGCGGCGCGGGCCCGGGGACUGCCGCCGCUGCUGCACGCGCUCUCGGUGCUGCUGGCGCUGGGCCCCAUCGCCGCGGCGGCCAAGCUCAACAUCCCCAAAGUGCUGCUGCCCUUCACGCGGGCCACGCGCGUGAACUUCACGCUGGAGGCCUCGGAGGGCUGCUACCGCUGGUCAUCGACCCGGCCGGAGGUGGCCAGUAUCGAGCCGCUGGGUGCGGAUGAAGCGCAGUGCUCCCAGAAGGCAGUGGUGCAGGCCCGCCUGUCCCAGCCUGCCCGCCUGACCAGCAUCAUCUUUGCCGAGGACAUCACCACGGGCCAGGUCCUGCGCUGUGAUGCCAUCGUCGACCUCAUCCACGGCAUUCAGAUAGUCUCCACUACCCGAGAACUCUACCUGGAGGACUCACCCCUGGAGCUGAAGAUCCAGGCUCUGGACUCUGAAGGGAACACAUUCAGCACUCUGGCUGGGCUGGUCUUUGACUGGACGAUCGUGAAGGACACGGAGGCCAAUGGGUUCUCGGACUCCCACAAUGCCCUGCGAAUCCUCACGUUCUUGGAGUCCACGUACAUCCCUCCUUCCUACAUCUCUGAGAUGGAGAAGGUGGCCAAGCAGGGGGACACCGUCCUGGUGUCUGGGAUGAAGACUGGCAGCUCCAAGCUCAAGGCGCGCAUCCAGGAGGCCGUCUACAAGCACGUGCGCCCUGCAGAGGUCAGACUGCUGAUUCUGGAGAACAUCCUUCUGAACCCAGCUUACGACGUCUACCUGAUGGUGGGGACCUCCAUUCGCUAUAGGGUGCAGAAGAUCAGGCAAGGAAAGAUCACAGAGCUGUCAAUGCCUUCUGAGCAGUAUGAGCUCCAGCUUCAGAACAGCAUCUCGAGCCCCGAGGGAGACGUGGGCCGGCCCGUGGCCGUCUUGGACCAGGACACAUCGAUGGUCACCGCCGUGCAGCUGGGACAGAGCAGCCUGGUCCUGAGCCACAGGAGUAUCCGCAUGCAGGGUGCUUCCAGGUUACCCAAUAGCACCAUCUACGUGGUUGAACCCGGAUACCUGGGGUUCACAGUCCACCCCGGUGACAGGUGGGUGCUGGAGACCGGCCGCCUGUAUGAAAUCACCAUCGAAGUGCUUGACAAGUCCGGCAACAAGGUCUACCUGUCAGACAAUAUUCGCAUCGAAACCGUGCUGCCUUCUGAGUUCUUUGAGGUGCUCGCUUCUUCCCAGAAUGGGUCGUACCAUCACAUCAGGGCAACAAAGCGGGGCCAGACGGCCAUCGAGGCAGCCCUCACCUCUGUGGUAGACCAGGAUGGAGGGGUCCACACAUUACGGGUGCCCGUGUGGAACCAGCAGGAGGUAGAAAUUCACAUCCCAAUCACCCUCUAUCCGAGCAUCUUGACGUUUCCGUGGCAACCAAAGACGGGCACCUAUCAGUACACAAUAAAGGCACAUGGUGGGAGUGGGAACUUCAGCUGGUCUUCAUCAAGCUACGUGGUUGCCACGGUCACCGUCAAGGGUGUGAUGACCACAGGCAGUGAUACUGGUCUCAGUGUGAUCCAUGCACAUGACGUGCAGAACCCGCUACAUUUCGGGGAGAUGAAGGUGUAUGUGAUCGAGCCCAGCAGCAUGGAGUUCGCCCCGUGCCAGGUGGAGGCACGUGUGGGCCAGACCUUGGAGCUGCCCCUGAGGAUCAGUGGCCUCAUUCCUGGUGGGGCCAACGAGGUGGUCACCCUGAGCGACUGCUCCCAUUUUGACUUGGUGAUCGAGGUAGAGAACCAAGGCGUGUUCCAGCCGCUCCCAGGGAGGCUGCAGCCAGGAUCUGAGCACUGCAGUGGGGUCAAGGUGAGAGCAGAGGUCCAGGGCUACACCACACUCCUCGUGAGCUACAGACAUGGCCACAUCCACCUGAGUGCCCGGAUCACCAUCGCUGCCUACCUGCCCCUCAAGCCGGUGGAUCCCUCCUCUGUUGCCUUGGUGACCCUUGGGUCCUCGAAGGAGAUGCUGUUUGAAGGAGGUCCCAAACCCUGGGUCCUCGAGCCUUCCAAGUUCUUCCGGAACAUCACCUCCGAGGACACAGACAGCAUCAGCCUGGCUCUCUUUGGGCCCUCUACCUCCCGGAAUUACCAGCAACAUUGGAUCCUCGUGACCUGCCAGGCCUUGGGCGAGCAGGUCAUCGCCCUCUCGGUGGGGAACAAGCCCAGCGUCACCAACCCCUUCCCCGCGCUGGAGCCCGCUGUGGUGAAGUUCGUCUGCGCCCCACCCUCCAGGCUCACCCUGACCCCCGUCUAUGCCAGCCCCCAGCUCGACCUGUCGUGUCCACUGCUGCAGCAGAACAAGCAGGUGGUUCCGGUCUCCAGCCACCGCAACCCCCUGCUGGACCUGGCCGCCUACGACCAGCAGGGCCGCAGAUUCGACAAUUUCAGCUCUCUGAGCAUCCAGUGGGAGUCGACCAGGCCCUCGCUGGCCAGCAUCAAGCUUGAGCUGCCCAUGCAGCUGGUGGCCCAGGGCGAUGGGAGCGGCCAGCGGAAGCUGCACGGUUUGCAGGCCAUCUCGGUUCACGAGGCAUCAGGGACCACAGCCAUUUCCGCCACCGCCACAGGCUACCAGCAGUCCUACCUCAGCACGGCCAGGGUGGAGCAGUCGUACGACCCUCUCAUGCCCGUGUCAGCCUCCAUAGAACUCAUCCUGGUGGAAGACGUGAGGGUGAGCCCGGAGGAGGUGACCAUCUACAACCACCCCAGUGUUCAGACCGAGUUGCACAUCAGAGAAGGCUCUGGCUACUUCUUCCUCAACACCAGCACCGCAGACAUCAUCAAAGUGGUCUACCAGGAGGCCAGGGGCGUGGCCAUGGUGCACCCUUUGCUCCCGGGCAUGUCGACCAUCAUGAUCCAUGACCUGUGCCUUGCCUUCCCGGCCCCGGCAAAGGCUGACGUGUACGUCUCAGACAUUCAGGAGCUCUACGUCCGCGUGGUUGAUAAGGUGGAGAUUGGGAAGAUGGUCAAGGCAUAUGUCCGCGUGCUGGACUUUCACAAGAAGCCUUUUCUGGCCAAAUACUUUGCCUUCAUGGACCUGAAGCUCCGGGCGGCUUCUCAGAUCAUCACGUUGGUGGCCCUCGAUGAAGCCCUUGACAACUACACUGCCACGUUUCGCGUCCAUGGCGUGGCCAUUGGCCAGACCAGUCUCACUGCAACGGUGACUAAUAAAGCUGGACAGCGAAUCAACUCGGCCCCACAGCGGAUUGAGGUCUUUCCCCCAUUUAGGUUGAUACCCAGGAAGGUGACACUGAUCAUCGGAGCCAUGAUGCAGAUCACCUCGGAGGGCGGCCCGCAGCCCCAGUCCAAUAUCCUCUUCUCCAUCAGCAACGAGAGCGUUGCUGUGGUGAACAGCGCGGGGCUGGUGCAGGGGCUGGCCGUCGGCAACGGCACAGUGUCUGGGGUCGUACGGGCUGUGGACGCUGAGACUGGCAAGCUCGUCAUCGUGUCUCAGGACCUCGUGGAGGUGGAGGUGCUGCUUCUGCAGGCCGUGAGGAUCCGCGCCCCCAUCACUCGCAUGAGGACGGGGACCCAGAUGCCUGUUUAUAUCACCGGGAUCACCAACAACCAGAACCCUUUCUCCUUUGGCAAUGCUGUGCCAGGCCUGACCUUCCACUGGUCUGUCACCAAGCGGGACAUCCUGGACAUCCGAGGGCGACACCAUGAGGCUUCACUACGGCUUCCGUCACAGUACAACUUUGCCAUGAACGUGCACGGCCGAGUGAAAGGCCGGACCGGGCUGAGGGUGGUGGUCAAGGCUCUGGACCCCACCGCCGGGCAGCUGCAUGGCCUCACCAAAGAACUCACCGAUGAGAUCCAAAUCCAGGUAUUCGAGAAGCUGCUGCUGCUGAACCCUGAAAUAGAAGCAGAACAAAUACUAAUGUCACCCAACUCAUUUAUAAAGCUUCAGACAAACAGGGAUGGCGCAGCAUCUCUGAGCUACCGCGUCCUGGAUGGGCCAGAGAAGGUUCCCGUGGUGCAUGUGGACGAGAAAGGCUUCGUGACAUCAGGGUCCAUGAUCGGGACAUCCACAAUUGAAGUGACUGCCCAAGAGCCUUUCGGGGCCAACCAAACCAUCAUCUUUGCUGUAAAGGUGUCUCCAGUUUCUUACCUGAGGAUCUCCAUGAGCCCCGCCCUGCACACCCAGAACAAGGAGGCUCUGGCAGCCCUGCCUUUGGGAACGACUGUGACCUUCACGGUCCACUUCCAUGACAACUCCGGAGACAUCUUCCAUGCUCACAACUCGGUCCUCAGCUUUGCAACCAACAGAGAUGAGUUUGUGCAAAUUGGGAAGGGCACCACCAACAACACAUGUGUCGUGCGCACCGUCAGCGUCGGCCUGACGCUGCUCAGCGUGUGGGACUCGGAGCACGUGGGCCUCUCCGACUUCGUCCCGCUGCCCGUCCAGCAGGCCAUCUCCCCGGAGCUGUCCGGAGCGGUGGUGGUGGGGGACGUCCUCUGUCUGGCCACAGUCCUGGUCGGCCUGGAAGGCCUCUCUGGAACCUGGAGCUCCUCGGCCAGCAGCGUCCUCCACAUCGAGCCCAGGACAGGCGUGGCUGUGGCCCAAGAGGCGGGAUCUGUGACGGUUUACUACGAGGUUGCUGGGUACCUGAGGACCUACAAGGAGAUAGUGAUUGGUGUCCCUCAAAGGAUCGUAGCCCGUUCCGUCCGCCCAGGCCAGACCAGCUUCCCGGAGGCCUCCAAGGUGACUGUCACCGUGGGAGACAGAAGCUCUAACCUGAGAGGUGAGUGCUCCCCUGCUCAGAGGGAAAUCAUGGAGACUCUGCAUCCAGAAUCCCUCAUUAGCUGCCAGGUCCAAUUCAAGCAGGACGUCUUCGAUUUCCCAGCACGCGACGUUUUCACGGCAGAGCCAGGAUUUGACGCAACUCUGGGCCGGUACCUCUGCUCCGUCACAAUGCACAGGCUGACAGACAAACAGCUGAAGCAUCUCAGCAUGAAGAAGACGGUGCUGCUGGUCACCGCCUCCAUCCCGGGCAUCCACAUCCCAGGAGAGCACGUGGGCGCCGAGGUGCCCUUCAGCCCAGGGCUGUACACUGACCAGGCUGAAAUCCUUUUGAGCAACCACUACACCAGCUCGGAGGUCAAGGUCUUUGGUGCCAUGGAGAUUCUCGAAAACCUGGAGGUGAAAUCAGGGUCCCCAGCUGUGCUGGCCUUUGAGAAGGAGAAGUCUUUGGGGCUCCCCAGCUUCAUCACCUACACAGUUGGCGUCUCGGAUCCUGCGGCCGGCAGCCAGGGGCCUCUGUCCACCGCCCUGACCUUCUCCAGCCCCAUGACUAACCAAGCCAUCACCAUUCCGGUCACCGUGGCCUUUGUGAUGGAUCGCCGAGGGCCUGGUCCUCACGGAGCCACCCUCUUCCAGCACUUCCUGGACUCCUACCAAGUCAUGUUCUUCACACUUUUUGCCCUGCUGGCUGGGACCGCUGUCAUGAUCAUAGCCUACCACACAGUCUGCGCGCCCCGGGAGCUCACCGCACCUCCGGCCCUCUCCCCACGAGCCAGCCCUCGCCACAGCCCCCACUAUUUCGCUGCCUCGUCGCCGACGCCUUUCACCGCACUGCCUCCCAGCCGUAGAGCUAGCCCGCACUCGGGGCUCUGGAGCCCCGCAUACACCUCCCACUAGCCAGUGGGCCAGCCCUGCGCCCCCGCGGUGGGGACUGCGCCAGGCCCCCCUCGCUGCCUGCUCCGUUCUGGAGCUCAGGCUGUGCCCUCUAGCUGCUGCUUACACGCAGGAGUUCCAGUUGGCUUUGGUUUGGUUUCGUUCUUAGCCUUUGCGAAGAUGCUGGCUCAUUCCUUCGUGCCUGGUUGUCUGGGGUUUCUGGACAACAUGUAGUCAUGCUUUUCUUUCCCUCCAGUCUCUAGAACCACUCUCUUCUCAAGACUUUGAGCAGGCAGAAGCUCCAUUUCCUAGGAGGGGAUGUGACUGCGGUGGCCUCAGGGAAAGGACUUUUUAAUCACUUCAUUUUUGUGGGGUGUUCCCCUCACGUGAAAACUUUACCCCUAGUCUGGCUCCUGCUAGGAGAUGAGGGGAGGGAACAGACAUGAGUGUCAGGUGCGGGCCUCGUGACUGCACAGAAGCCUCAGGAACGCAGCGGUGGGGACCCCGUGCUGGCUCAGCCUCCCCGGGGGGAACGCUCACUCACCACGGGAGCCGGGAGCCGGGCCGCCUUCUGCCCCUCUGUGGGCCACUGUGACUAAGCGUGGGAACGUCUCCUGGACGUGGCCACAGCACCAUUGGGAUGUCCUGUGGGGUCUGGUUCCUUCUCCCUCUCCUGGCCUCUCUAUGGAAUUGUAGUUAGGAAAAUGUCCUUGAGCCGGAGACCGGGAUCUGUUCUUCUGUGUGUUCUCCUGGAGAAGCCACUAUGUUCCGCCCAAGCGCAAAGACCCAGUGUUAAUCUGUUCCUCCUUUUGCAUCUCAGCAGACCUGAGCCUCUGGCCCGCCCGGUGCGGGCACCAGUCUCCCCAUUGGCAUCGCUCCCCAGCAGGCCACGGAGCCCGACCUGGCCAGUGAGGGGGGUGGGCCUGCCCUCCAGGAAGGGGCUGGGAAGGAGAAGACAAUGAGGAAAAGGCCCUCCUCCUUCCCAGACCCUUGUUCAUUCAGCAUCGGAGGCCCCCAGAACGCGGCCCCUCUGCCCUAGGCCGAGAGCCGUGCCACUCUCAGGAUGAACUGGGACGCCCCGCAGGGCCAGGUAUGCGUGGCCACUGUGUGUGGGGAGUCGUCCGCUUGACUCUGAGCCACAAGUGUGAAUCCACUUCAGGCCUCUAGGGCUGGACCAUGUGAUUUAUUUUUUGUAAAGCUGGAGACCGGAAGAAUUGUGCCUUGCAUAUUACUUGAGCUCAAACUGACAACUUGGAUGUAAAUAGGCGCGUUUCUACUUGGUUUAUUUAAUAAAGCUCUAAUUUCGUAA
Mirounga angustirostris (Northern elephant seal) is the source of this 7195-nucleotide messenger RNA. It is a transcript of the gene NUP210, whose product is annotated as nucleoporin 210. The transcript has 40 exons. Bases 247 to 5910 code for a protein of 1887 amino acids. The record is from RefSeq and is a predicted model, not a curated record. Gene Ontology annotation, cellular component: nuclear pore. NCBI's taxonomy places the organism in Eukaryota, Metazoa, Chordata, Mammalia, Carnivora, Phocidae.